AUGCCAGUAAGACCUGAACUUCAGCAGCUGGAAAAAUUCAUAGAUGAUGCUUUAAGAAAAAAUGACUUCAAACCUUUAGAACAGUUUCUGCAGAUGGAAAAUUAUGAAGAUAUCACACUUAAAUGCAGCAAACAGUUUCUCAGCAAGUUGGACAACCUUAUGUGCAAGGAACUUAACAAAAAAGAUAUCCAGAAUACUUCAACUAUUUUAAAUUCUCUUGGAAAAUAUGGCAAAAAUAUCAGCAUAUUUGGGGAAACUGGACUUCUAGUAAUGAUAAAACAAGGGCUAGUCAAAAAGAUGGUAGCCUGGUUUGAAAAAACCAAAGAGAUUAUUUUAAGUCUCAAGAAUGAAAAAGAUGAAGCCAUGACGAAUCUGAUAGAAGAUUUCUUUGAUGUCUUAAUGACUGUUCAUGAUAUCAAUAAUGAAGGUAAAACGGAAGUACUGGAAAACUUUAUUUUGAGGAUCUGUGCCCUUGUAGUCGACAUGAGAAUACAUAUCUGUAUUCACCAGGAGGCCAUAAAAAAGUUGAAUGCUAUGCUUGACAACAUGCCCCGAGAUACCAAGAAAAUAAUUUCCAAACCAGAAAUGUUUUCUCUCAUGAUUGAUAUGGGAAAACGGAUAUUAGAUGCUGGGGAUUAUGACUUUCAAGUAGGUAUCACAGAAGCUUUAUGUAGAAUGACCUCUGAAAAACAAAGACGAGAACUGGCAUGUCAGUGGUUCUCAAUGGAAUUUGUUGCUAAUGCAUUUAAAGGGAUUAAAGACUCUGAUUUUGAAACAGACUGCAGGAGAUUUCUGAACUAUGUGAAUGGCAUGCUUGGAGAUAAAAGAAUGGUUUUUACAUUUCCUUGUUUAUCAGUAUUCCUUGAUAGAUAUGAGCUACAGAUACCUUCCGAUGAAAAACUUGAUGAAUUUUGGAUUGACUUUAAUCUUGGUAGCCAAAGUAUAUCAUUCUAUACUGCAGGAGAUGAUGAAGAUCAUCAGUGGGAAACUGUCAGUGUGCCUAUUGAUGAAGUAGAAAUAUACAGUGUAGAAGUGAAAGAUGCUAAGAAGCUACUAACACUAAUUCUGAAAAAUACAAUGAAUGUUGGUAACAAAGAAGGAGAUCAACUGCUUCUGUAUUUUGAUCCUUCGCUAGAAAUCAGUGAAGUGACAAAAAAAAUUUAUGGUGCAAAUAAGUAUAGGGGGUUUACCAGGAAACAAGCAGUUUCAGUUGCUGAAAGAGAAGUGCAUAUCGUUUUUGAUGAAAAUGGAUCACAGAUUCUAGUACCAGAAAAUCAAAGUUCACCUGCCAAAAAAGAAAAUUUUUUUAGUGUGAAUGAAAAACCUAACAGGAAACAACAAUUUUUUGUAAAUCUAAAAGAUAUGACCCAUAAUGCUAAUAAACAGGACAGUAGAAAUACUUGUUUUCAGAUGUUAACUCCUGUUAAAAGGAAAAUGUCUGAAGCAUCAAUGGUUAUUCCUGGUACAGAUAAACUGACUAUGAAGACCUUAUUAGCCAACACAUCAACACCUCGAACCGGAAGAAUUAAGCCACCUUUGAAAAUGGUGAACUCUGCUGAACCACCCAGUAUUUACGAAGUAAAAGAAAAGGGAAUGAAAAAUACCACAUCUUUUCCUGGCUCAGUUGAAGGAAGGAAUCCACACGGCUACCAAAGUGAUUUUCCUAAAUCGCAGCCAAUUACAGCAUCUAAGGACUCAGAAAUGGAAGAAAAUGAUGAUAACAGCAUUGUGUUAGUAAAACAAAAUUCUAAUGGAGAUGUGGAUAUCAUUCCUGAUUCACAACCAGUUGGGAAAAUAGAUAAACCUUUAUUGCCUGGUGUUACAGACAACAUUUGUGAAAAUAACAUCCACUCAAAAUGGACUUGCUGGACACCUAUAAGAAAUAUUACAAUUUGUGGUAAAGAAAGUGCAAGCACAUCACCAGAAGAAACAUUUAAUCAAGACAUUGUUAGUGAAAGAGUGACUAAAAAAUCCUCUCUUUCAUCAAUAUCUGAUAAUAUUACACUAGAAAAAAAUAUGGUACAAAAUCAGAAAAGAAAAGGAGAUGUGGAGUAUAACAAAAAGAAGAAAACAAAAGUGGAAAUUUGUGAAUCAAACAGAAAACAACCACUAAAUAAUUCUAUCAGUUUAGGUCAGGAAAAUAUUGAAAAAAAUGAAAAAAAUGACUGGCAUAUUGAAUCUGAAACCUUUAAAUCAGUUCUUCUAAAUAGGACUAUUGAAAAGUCUCUGAUAUACACCAAGAAGUUGGUUUUGGCGAAAGAUCUAAAUAAUGAUUAUUAUGAUAAAACCAUUUCUGGAAUGAACGCCAAAAGCAAUAGAAGGCCUAUGAAAGGAAUAUUAUCUGAAAUUAGAUCUUGUGACCUAGAAAUGAAUAGAAAGACUUUUAAGUUAAUUGAACUAUUUCAGAAAGAAAAGACAAAAGAAAAACAAUUUACUGAUGCAGCAGAAUCAUUGAUCAACCAAAUUAAUAAGAGAUACAAACAAAAGGAUGAUUUAAAUUCUUCGAGAAAAUUUAGAGAAUCUUUAAAUGACAGGAAGAAUUCAAAUAAACCUGGUCUACUUAUCAGCAAGGAAAAAGUCCCAAUUAAAAAUUCUAAACAAUGGAAGAGGACUACUUCUGUUAAUAUGACUUCUGAAUGUGCUUUGAAUGAUGUUUAUAAUUUUAACUUGAAUGGAGGUGAUGACCCUACCAUAAGACUUGGUACAGAGGAAUUUCAGACUACUAUCAAAGGAACUUCUGUAGCUAAUUCAAAAAAGUUGUUAGGUUUAAGGAGUCAUGAUGGAAGUGAAGCUUCUCUGAAAGAGAAAGAUAAAAAAACUAGAAAAAAUCACAAGAAGAAGCACCUCUUUAGUGACACAGACACAGAUCAUAGAGGUGAUGACAGCAAGACUGAUAUUAGCUGGCUAAGAGGAUCAAACAAAAAAACCAAACCUCAGCUGGUAGAUUAUAGCAGAAAUAAAAAAGUGAAGAAACCUAAAAAUAGGAAAUCAAGUCCAUCAGUAGACGUGAAACUACCAAAGUCUAAGAAGACUCAUAAUACAGAUCCCACCAAAAAGGUAGAUGAAAGAAUCACAGAAGCAACAAGACCUCAACGUCCUCGAAGAGCAGGAGUAGUAAAAAAAAAUUAUAAAGAUUUCUCAAAUUCAGAAUCAGAAAGUGAACAAGAAUCUUCACCAAGUGCUCUCAGUAAAGAGAAUUUACUGGUUCAGGUUGUGAAUAUGCGUAACAAAAGUAAAACCAUGAAGCAAUUGAAAAAAGGCCAAAAUGCUAUUUCUACUGAAGCAGAAGACGAAAUAUCAAAAGAAAGGAAAAAAUCAUCUAAAGUAAAAGAUUGUGGAAGAGAAAAAAGACUUGAUUCAUCUCCAGUUCCCUUAUCUGAAAGCCCAGCAUCUAUAGAAGUAAUGAGAUGUUCAGAGAAAACAAUUGAAAGAGAAUUUCCUCAAGAUUAUAUUCCUUCAAUGAAGUCAACAUCCCCUUUUUCGCAACAUUCAACACCUGAAAAAAGAGAAUCUUUAAACAGUGUGCAUGGCAUCACAGGCAAUAGCUUCUACACUACAAACAUGAAAAUUCAAAGCAAAUGUUUGAUAGAAUCUCCUGAAAAUAUUGAUGAAAACUUGAUGUGUGCAAAUAAACAUUUCUCAAGUCCUUUGUUUUUGCCUAGAAUUGCUCCUGAAAUAAUGGACAAAAUUGAUGAUAGUGUAAAAGAUGCAAAAAUAGCUUCACAGAAUAUACAAGAUUAUGACAACCCUGUAGAUUUAAGUAGUUAUAAUUCAGAAAAACAAUUUAGUGGAUUGGAACUGAAAAAAAUCCAUGAAAAUUGUAUUCAAAGUACACAACAGGAACCCCUUUCACCAUCAUGGUUAUCCCUGUCUAGCUCAAAGAGAGAAAAACUGCAUGACAUACCUACUAAUACUCUUCAUCGAAAAGGAUCUAGUAUACAUACAAAUCUCAAACGUUUACGUACCUUUGAUAAUCUAAGUAAUUCUGAUGAAGUGGAACUAGAAGAAGAAGAAGAAGAAAGAAGACAAAAUUUACUUCCUCCAAAAUUGUUUAAAACAGAUUGUGACAAUGUUACCUACAAAGCAUCCAGGAGUGUAUCUACGUUGUCAGCCAAUGAGUUUUCUUUUCCUGGAGAGACUUGGGAGACUGAAGGUUCAGGUGUAGACAUAAUGUGUCAGAAGCUAAGUAAGGAGUUUAAAAGAAAAAUUCAGAACCGCUACAAAAGAAUGGAUCAUUUUAAUAAACAGUCUUUGAAAUCAGCUCAGCAGCAUCUGACAAGCCUCAACUAUCACAUUCAUGAAUACAGAAUGAAGCAGCUUGAUAAGUUCCAGUUCAAUAUCAUAGAGGAACUAGAGAACUUUGAAAAAGAUUCCCAGUCUUUAAAAAACUUGGAACGAGAAUUUUCGGACUUUUGGAAAAAAACUUCUCAGAAGUUCAGUGCAUACCAGAAUAAUGAACAAAGAAGAGCUCAUCUUCUGAAAACUUCACUUGAAAAAAAUGUCUUUCACAACAUUGACUAUGAAGAAAAUAUUUUUACUUCUCAGAUGCAUUUAAUGAAAGAAGAUAUGAAAAAGCUUCAAGAAAGGUUUCUUAAGGAAAUGCAAGAAGAGGAGCUCCUCAAUGUUCGACGAGGAUUAAUGUCACUCUUUACAUCUGAUGAAAGAAAAUUUUAAUGUACAAAAACUAAUAGUUAGCAACAUUUUUAAACACAUGUCCUUUCUCUGUACAUCUUAAAAAACAACUAUACAAAUAUAAAUGUUGCAGCAUGUAUAAAUGAUGUACUAUUAGGUGAUGAACACCAUCCAUCCCUUUUCAUGCACCUCAGAAUUGCUUAUAGAUAUUUCUGCCUAAUGAAUUAAAAGAGAUUUACAACAGCAUGACACCUAUUCCAACCUAUUUUUCUGUCUAAUCAUUUGGUUUUAUUUACCAUGUUCUCACUAUUACUUGUAGGAUAAAGAA
Molecule: messenger RNA, 4960 nt
Organism: Vombatus ursinus (common wombat)
Lineage: Eukaryota; Metazoa; Chordata; Mammalia; Diprotodontia; Vombatidae
Gene: SYCP2
Product: synaptonemal complex protein 2
Exons: 43
Coding region: 1-4674 (1557 amino acids)
Source: RefSeq, a predicted model, not a curated record